Messenger RNA from Prosopis cineraria, 811 nucleotides. RefSeq names its product non-specific lipid transfer protein GPI-anchored 7-like. The record is from RefSeq and is a predicted model, not a curated record. Lineage: Eukaryota; Viridiplantae; Streptophyta; Magnoliopsida; Fabales; Fabaceae. The transcript is spliced from 3 exons. Bases 201 to 665 code for a protein of 154 amino acids.
CAAGUUGCCAAUUAUUGAGAGAAGGCACUGUCCAUAGAGAGGCGCGCAUGUUUGGUUGGUGGAAGGCAACGAGAGAGGCAUAUCCACGCACAUAUAUAAGGGAAUAGAGAGGGGAAGGCAUUGAAAUCAAAUUAAGGAAGAAAUUGAAGAAGCGUACUUCGGGAGAAAGUAGUUGAGAAAAAGUAACUGAGAAGAAGAAGAUGAACGGAGGAGGAUGGAACAAGGGGAUGGUGAUGGCCAGCUUGGUUGUGGCGGCGGCGGCGGCGGUGAUGGCAGCGGCGGGAGAGGCACAGGUAGACACAAAUUGCGCUCAGCAGCUAGCUCCAUGCUUGGACUUCGUCGACUCUGCAAAUCCUUCCCUCGUUUGCUGCAACCCCAUCCAAAACAUGGUCAUUAACGAUCUCUCUUGCCUCUGCUCCGUUUAUUCCGACACCGAUUUUCUUCAGAGCUUAGGCCUCAACCGCACCAUCGCUCUCCGCCUCAUUCGCCGCUGCGGUCUCACCGUCUCUUUCGCUUCCUGUGAAGCUUCGGUUCCGCCUCCAACUGAAGCGACAUUACCCCAAGCAACGCCCGGGGCUGACGGUGGAGAUGCAGGCAGGGUGUCAUGCACUACUGGGCUCGCUUUCUUACUCCUAUUAGGUGCCGCCAUGCUGUUUCAUUUUUAAUUACGAUUUAGUAAAGAAACAUUUUCCAUUUUUGGAAACUGCUUGUUUAAUAAUCACUGCUCUAUUUUCAUAUAUUGGCUACUACUCUGUUGUUCCGUUUUACUUGUAGUUGUUGAGACGCCUCUCUCAGCGGGACUUUUUGUUUA